Messenger RNA from Gavia stellata (red-throated loon), 2462 nucleotides. It is a transcript of the gene NHERF2, whose product is annotated as NHERF family PDZ scaffold protein 2. The record is from RefSeq and is a predicted model, not a curated record. NCBI's taxonomy places the organism in Eukaryota, Metazoa, Chordata, Aves, Gaviiformes, Gaviidae. Gene Ontology annotation, biological process: protein localization to plasma membrane. Gene Ontology annotation, molecular function: signaling receptor binding; protein-membrane adaptor activity. Gene Ontology annotation, cellular component: apical plasma membrane. The transcript is spliced from 7 exons. Bases 1 to 1065 code for a protein of 354 amino acids.
AUGGCCAAGGACCAGCUGAAGCCGCGGCUGUGCCGCAUGCUGAAGGGGGAGAGCGGCUACGGCUUCCACCUGCACGGCGAGAAGGGCAAGAGCGGGCAGUUCAUCCGCAAAGUGGAGCCCGGCUCGCCGGCCGAGGCGGCGGGGCUGCGCGCCGGGGACCGCGUCGUCGAGGUGAACGGGCUCAACGUGGAGCAGGAGACGCACCACCAGGUUGUGCAGCGCAUCAAAGCCGUGGAGACGGAGACCCGCUUGCUCGUGGUGGACAAGGAGACGGACGAGUACUUGUGCAGCCUGCGCCUGACGUGCACGGAGGAGAUGGUGCACAGCGGGAUCCUGCUGAACUCCAGCAUCUCACCUACUAAGUCGGUGGGCAGCGACAAUGGGGAGGUUUGGAAGCCGCAGCUGGAUCUGAGCGGGAGCAGCCUCCAGCGGCACUCGCACAGCUUCUCCUCGCACGGCAGCAGGAAGGAUUUAAACGGACAGAAGGAGCUGUGCCCACGUCUCUGCCAUCUGAAGAAAGGCCCCAACGGCUACGGCUUCAACCUGCACAGCGAGAAGUCCCGGCCGGGGCAGUUCAUCCGCUCGGUCGACCCCGACUCACCGGCCUCCAGAGCGGGGCUGCGGCCCCAGGACCGGCUGGUGGAGGUGAACGGCAUAAACGUGGAAGGCCUGCGGCACUCGGAGGUGGUGUCCCACAUCAAGUCCCGGGAGAGCGAAGCCAGGCUGCUGGUGGUGGACCCCGAGACAGAUGAUUACUUCAAGAAGCUGGGGGUGACCCCCACGGAGGAGCACACCAAAGGUGUGGUACCUCAGCCCCUGACAAACGGAUCCGCACAGCCUCAGCUCAAUGGAGGAUCCACAUCUUCAUCUCACAGUGACCUUCAAAGUCCUGGCAAGGAAUCAGAGGAUGGAGACGCGGAGAAGAAAGACCCGUUUGAGGAGAGCGGGCUGACCCUGAGCCCAACGGCUGCCGAGGCCAAGGAGAAGGUGCGGGCCAAGCGGGUGAAGAAGAGAGCUCCGCAGAUGGACUGGAACAAGAAGCGAGAGAUUUUCAGCAAUUUCUGAGCCUUGCUGGUGGCUGCCGUCCGCCGCUCUCCCGCCCCUGCCCCAGCUCGGACGUUUCUGAGGUGCCUACGCCCUGUCCUUCAGUGUCCAUGUGAGAUGCUUUGUGCUCUGCUCUUCACUGGUUGCUUUUACAAGGCGUAUUUUAAAGUCCUUUUUUUUUUUAUUUUUUAUUAUUAUUAUUAUUGUUACUCACCAGCGAUUCUCAUAAGACAAAUGUGACCAAAGCUCCUUUUCUUGCUUGCUCUUCAGCCUGGCUCUGGCUGCGCGCCGUCCCCCAUUCCUAUGAGAAAGGACUGGAAGAGUUUAACUCAUUUCCUACCUGCAUCAUUUAGGCUUCUAUUACUUGGGUUUUUUGUUUGUUUUUUUUUUGAGGUGUUUGUUUUGGUUUUGCGGGUGUCCCAGACUGAGCCCCAUGGGAUGCUCUGUGCCCCUUGCAAACGUCUUACGGCCUCGUGCCCCCGCCGUGGUGGGGGCCCGCGGGGUGGGGUGUACCUGGCACCCCCUCCCCAGCACCCCGUCUGCAGCGUUAACUCCUCACACGAUGGGAAAACGGCCAGUGGCUGUAAAUCGCUCUUGCUGGCUUUGCUAUUGAAAGGAAAAAGUUUGUUUUGUUGUUUUUCGUUUUUUUUUUAAUGAAGUCCCAUAUGUUUCCAGUUAGUUUAGGAACCUCCCUCCCCACCAGUGACUUCUGCCCCGGCAAUAAAAGCCCCUUUUUCAUCCCCGACAGCUCUGCAGAGGGGAGAGGGCAGGAUUUAAAAACAAAACACAAACCCAAGAGCCCAAAUGCCACAGGCCUCACCAUUUACAGCCGUCGACGCAGCGCUGAGCGGCGGGGGAAGGCAGGGAGCGGGGCCGGUCCUGCCCCGUGGUGCAAGGAACGGUGCUGCCGGCCCAGCUCCGGCAGCCUUGCGAGAAGACAAAAGCCACGAGAUGCUACAAAACUCUUUGGACAGACUUGAAAGCGAACACAACCCAGCAUCUGCUUCCAGGGAGGAAGGCGGGGAUCCGGCUCUAGCUGCGGGCUCGGCGCUGGGGCAGCAGGGCUCAGCUGUGGCUGUGCCUGGGUGCUGGAGCAGGGUCCGGGUCCCACCUGGUUUGUUACUUCUGGGCUGGUAUUUGAUGCCUCCGGCCCCUGAGCAUAGCUGAGUCUCGGUCCUGCCAUCGGGAGGGCGUCCGCUGAAGCCGUGGGCUCUCCGUGGGGCUGGCUACGAAGCAGGCAGUGGUGCGAUGGAGUGGGCAGUUGCUUUGGUUUCCUGUGGCCUCCUUUGAAAACACCCUGCUCUUGGUAUUAGAGCCUCAAAACCGUGUCUUUAAAGCAUUACAAAUUAAGCCCAUUUAAGCUCUUUAUUACUUGCCUUUGGCUGUAAAUGAGGGAAGGUGACUAAGCCAAACUACAA